AUGGCCACCCAACAGGUUCUCUUCGCCGAGACGAUUGCCGGCAUGAAAAAGGCCUUCAAGCGCAAGGCAUAUGAGUCUGAUUCCGACUCCGAAAUCGAAAAGUACGGCAACCGAGGCCAAAAACUCAAGAGAAAGGCUCGAUUGUCGCACAGAGGGCAAUUGGUGCCCUCAGAUGGUAUCGGCUCAUACAAUGAGUCUGUAGAGUACGCCGGUGUGCGACGGUCGAUCAUCCAUCGCAACCUGCCUCUCGUAGACGAAGAAGGCUACGAAAUCGAUAGCGACGACGACGAAGCCCGCAUUGAAGAAGCCCUGGCCGCCGCCAUGGAGCUAAAUCCAUACGCCAACAUUAAUCUAGACAGUACGAGUUUCGUCGGCUUUGCCCCCUUCAGCAAAUUGCUAACAGUGUUCCCAGAUAUUCUCGCUCCCCUGACCGCAUCAACCGAUUUAUCAACGCAUCCGACACUGUCCAAACCCUUCACAUCGCAGAAGCUGACCGACCUUGCCUUUCAGAGCAGUACAAUGCUUCGUAGGGAGAACCUCUCACUCUGGCGAGUCCGACAUCUUUGGACUGGCCUUUGCGGCGACUACACUUGGGCGCCUUGCCAGAUGAUGCUGGGAGCGAAUGAUUCCGACCUCUUCACAGACGAUCAUGUUGCGCAACAUUUAUUAAGCCUUUCCAAGCCAAAGGGACAAGGAAACAGCGGGGUUUCAACACCCGCCACAGUAACUGCGCAGGCACGGAACGAUGACGCCGAAGCCACGGCCAAUUCAGUUGAUCAGUCCCGCGAAAUCGUACCCCUCACAGCGACCUCAAACCAAGAGGCCGAUGUGCCCAUGGCUGACGUUGGCUCGACAGACCCCAAAGACAACAAUGACGGUAACAGCGCCCAGUCAAACGGUUUAAGUAAGACUGCAGCUGUCAACGGAGAUGAGAACUAUAAGGCUGGCAAUAAUGAGGGGGCAGAGAAAGGCCAGGAUGGUGAGAAGGCGGACCCAGCUCUGCAACCAAACAACAUCGUCGGUGAAGAUCACCAAGACCCUCACGUGCCGGAGAUUCCCAAGCUCUCGGCGCUCUUGGAGGCUUCCGAGGACAGCUUUAUUCACCCGAUGUUUCUACCCCCAGCCGGAGCCAGCCCCGACAGAGACCUAGGGCUGCCUGAACAAGAAGCCGAGGAUGUCCGAAGACUGCUUGCGCUCUUCGUCCAAAAACAAGAGGAAGUCUGUCGCGGGGUUAAGAAGCUGCACGAUGGUCUGUACAAGGCCCAGCGCCUACGAAAAAACGUUCUGCACUGGUCCAAGGCAGAGGCGCACUGCGGCCCGAACCGUGACUUGUCCGACGGUGAGGACUGGUAUGAUAAAGAGGAGUGGGGUCUCACGGAAGACUUGAAGAAGGGUCAAGAUGACGAGGAGGAAGACACGACAGCCACAGCCAAAAAGACGAGGAACCGAAAGUAG
This is a messenger RNA of Clonostachys solani, 1455 nucleotides long. NCBI's taxonomy places the organism in Eukaryota, Fungi, Ascomycota, Sordariomycetes, Hypocreales, Bionectriaceae. The record is from the annotation of a GenBank genome assembly.